AAAACUACUGUCAUGCGAAGCCAGUUUUGCUCAUCGGGCUAAAGCACGCAUACCUGGGUGUGACCUCAGCAACAGUGCAAGCCGACAUCGACAGCCCGCUAGCUGUAGAAACACUACUAGGCUGGGUCGCGUACGGCCCAACCAAGCUUGAGCACGUGAAAUAUUGCGCCGAACAACUAAACGAGUAGGCAAGCAAUAUGAAACCGGUUUACUAUGGAGAACAUAUCCACCGAAGUUGCCAAACAGUAAAGCAAUGGCCGAAAAACGCUUACUGACAGUGGAGCGCCAAAUGCAGAACGAUGCCGAGUUUGGUACACGAUACAGACAAGAGAUGGCUAAGUACGUGAUCAAAGGGUAUGCCAGAAAGUUAAGCCGUGACGAAGCCAGAGAGCCACACCAAAAUGCUUGGUACUUACCUCACUUUGCCGUAUUCAACCAGCAUAAGCCCGAAAAGAGGCGAAUCGUCUUUGAUGCCGCAGCCGCAGUAAACAACGUGUCGCUCAACUCGCAGCUAUUGAAGGGUACGGAGCAAGCACAGCCGUUGAUACGGAUUUUGCUACAGUUUCGCCAGGGACGUGUCGAAGUGUCCGCAGACAUACGCGAAAUGUUUUCGCGAAUCGAGAUACGCGAAACUGAUAAGCACGCUCAACGGUACUUGUGGUGUGAUGGUGAUGCGAGCAAGCCUGUGGCAGAGUAUGUGAUGACGUCGUUAAUUUUCGGUGCUGUUUGCUCACCCUGCAUCGCCGAAUAUAUAAAAAACAAAAGCACCGAGGAGUAUCGAGCACAGUUUCCAGACGCCGCAACGACUGUAAUUAACAAGCAUUAUGUCGAUGAUUUAGUUGCAAACUUCGACACGCCUGAACAGGCCAUCAGUAUAUGCAGCGACAUUGUCAGGAUCAAUUCACAAGCUGGGUUCGAGUUGCGGAACUUCGUCUCCAACUGCGAAGAAGUAGAAGAUCGUUUGAAUCAUUCGCCGUUAUCCGUGAGAGAAUUGGUUAGCCUGGAACACAACGGGUCAGUGGACAAAGUGCUUGGCAUCUACUGGAACACAAGCGAUGACGUUUUCGAAUUCCACACGAAGUUCCACCGUUUGCCGAAAGAUGUCCUGCACGGAAUACGAGCUCCGACAAAACGAGAGUUGUUACGAAUCGUGAUGUCGGUAUUCGAUCCAUUUGGAAUGUUAGCAGCAUUUUUAAUUACUACUAAAAUUCUCAUUCAAGAAUCGUGGAAGUGCGAGAUUGGCUGGGACGAAGUUCUGCCUCAAGAACUAAGCAAGACAUGGUGGUCCUGGUGGCAAGAGUUUCCUAACGUGAAGCAGUUGAAAAUACCCCGCUGUUAUUCGCCGCAAAUCUUACACGGUGGCAAGGUAGAAAUCCACACUUUCGUCGACACCAGUCAAGUCGCAUUUGCUGCGGUAGUAUACGUUCGAGUACUUCAUAUUAAUGGAGUUGACGUUCGCUUCAUUAUGGGCAAAACACGCACAGCACCAGCAGUUUUUUGGACCGACUCCCAGACGGUUCUGCAAUGGGUGCAUUCGUCGGAAAGAAAGUAUAAGGCGUUCGUCGGCCAUCGUAUAGCCGAGAUUCUCGGCACAACGGCAAAAGUGCAGUGGCGAUGGAUGUCAACUUGUCAAAAUGCAGCAGACGUAGCAACACGCCCCUUGUGUCCACCCAAGUUUGACAGUAGCAGCCGUUGGGUAAAAGCCCCCCCGAGUUCGACGAGCACGACGAAGAGUAUUGGCUCACGUCUACGAUCACAGCGUCACCAGUGCUCCCAGAAGAAAUAUCUGUUCCAGUUUUGGUGGUGCAACACGGCAGUGCCGUCAUCAAUUUUUCACGGUUUAGCUCCUUCACAAAGCUAUUACGAACAACAGCCUGGGUGAUGCGAGCAACAAUACUAUUUCGAAAACAGAGAAACAGUACAACGCCCAUGUCGUCAAGCCUCACAGCAACGGAGAUAAAGAAAGCAGAGCAUAUAGUAUGCGAACUAGUCCAACGAGAAUGCUUUUCGAGCGAGAUCGCAGGUUUGUCAGUCGCCGGUAAAAUCGCCAAACGGAGUGCGCUGUAUAAGCUUUCGCCGUAUCUCGACCAAAGUCGCCUAUUAAGAUUGAGCGGACGCAUCGACGAGGCAACAUACCUACCAAUGCAAGCACGAUGACCGAUAUUGAUGCCCGCCAAACAUAUCGUGUCAACCCUGAUUGUACAACAUUUUCACAAAAUAAAUCAUCGCCAGAAUUCCGCAAUCACCAUUAAUGCCAUCCGACAACAGUUUUGGAUACCGAAUUUGAAACCGCUCCUCAAGGUAAUUCAGCAAAGGUGCCAACGGUGUAUGAUCGACAAAGCAAAGCCAAACCAACCUAUGAUGGGUCAGCUGCCGGUCGACCGCAUAACUCCGUUCAUGCGCCCAUUUACAU
Messenger RNA from Rhagoletis zephyria (snowberry fruit fly), 2413 nucleotides. RefSeq lists its product as uncharacterized. The record is from RefSeq and is a predicted model, not a curated record. Lineage: Eukaryota; Metazoa; Arthropoda; Insecta; Diptera; Tephritidae.